CGAGCAGUGACGUGUGCACACAGGUUGCACAAGAGGCUUCUAGCUGCCCUCUACCAAACUGCGACAUUCGUCUAAAUUGUCAACAUGGCGGGUACCGUUGUUAAAACAUGUCUCAGUCCUCUGGCUCUUCUCACAAGGAGGCUCUCAGCUCCGGAGUUCAUCACCCAGUGCUGCUACCACAAGAAGGUGGUGGAUCAUUAUGAGAACCCAAGAAAUGUGGGCACUCUGGACAAAAACUCCAAGAAUGUAGGGACUGGUUUGGUUGGCGCUCCAGCCUGUGGAGAUGUUAUGAAGCUCCAGAUUGAGGUGGAUGACCAUGGGAAGAUUGUGGAUGCCAGGUUCAAAACGUUUGGCUGCGGCUCUGCUAUCGCCUCCAGCUCUUUGGCCACUGAGUGGGUGAAGGGGAAAUCUGUGGACGAAGCUUUGACAAUUAAGAACACUGACAUUGCCAAAGAGCUUUGUCUUCCACCAGUGAAACUUCACUGCUCCAUGCUUGCAGAGGAUGCCAUCAAGGCUGCCCUGGCUGACUAUCGCCGCAAACAACAGGACGACCAGCAGGAGGCAGUGAGGGCCAGCGUUUAAACGCAGCGCCUCACAGUGAGCUGGGUGACCACUGGUUGCUAUCUGCUGCCAAGAGGAGAAGUAGCAGUAGUCCAACAUCCUCAAUUCCCUGUAGUAUUGAUGAGGCACACCUAAUAUGUUGAUGCACACCAUCGUCAACCCUCGUAGCAGUAUAACAACAGGCUUCCGUGCUCCUCUAACCCUGCAUACUGUAUCGUAUAGCCUGUCACGUAAACGCACAAUGUAAACACUGUUUGGGCUGUUGAUACAAAAGUGAGCCUUAUUUUUGGGAUUGUGUUUGGGGUGUGAUGGAGAUAAUGAUGAAAGCUAAGAGCUGUAUCCUAUAUGCACCCUAAGCACUGACCUUUUGAUAUGCAAUAAAGUAAAGUGGCUUGAAACAAU
Gymnodraco acuticeps is the source of this 963-nucleotide messenger RNA. RefSeq names its product iron-sulfur cluster assembly scaffold protein IscU-like. Lineage: Eukaryota; Metazoa; Chordata; Actinopteri; Perciformes; Bathydraconidae. Gene Ontology annotation, biological process: iron-sulfur cluster assembly; intracellular iron ion homeostasis. Gene Ontology annotation, molecular function: 2 iron, 2 sulfur cluster binding; ferrous iron binding. The coding region runs from base 85 to 582 and encodes 165 amino acids. Gene Ontology annotation, cellular component: cytoplasm; mitochondrial matrix. The record is from RefSeq and is a predicted model, not a curated record. The transcript has 5 exons.